UAAAAAAGAAAAAAGACAAAAGUAAACCAACGAAUAAGCAAACAGAACACAAAUCUCGUGUUCUUGGGAUCCCAAAGGUUUGAAAACUUUCAUGGAUUGCCUUCUUCGUCUUCUUCCCCCACGCAUCCUCUCUCCCUCGCGUAAUCUAUAACCCUACCAGCUCAAAUCAAAUGGCAGAAGAUGAAUCUCUUUACUGUGAGCAACACCUGAUUAAGCCAUUGAAUCCUAUUUCGUCAAUGGUUGUCAUCAGAGAAUCGCCAAUUUUCGCCAAGGGCGACCGUCUCGUCUUCCCGCCGGUCAACCACGAGAAUCUCCAGCUCGCUUCUUCCGUCUCCGUCUCCGAAUUCGAUAACAGAUACCUCGAAUCUCCAUCGUCUGAAUCCGAAUCCCCGUCUUCUUCCUCGAGAGGCUCUGCUUCCUCUUCUUCCUUUUCCCUGUCUCCUUCCGAUUCAGACGGACAACCGCCGCUCUCUCCGUGUGAGUUUUACCAGAAGCUUCCGGCUGAAACAACCGAAGAAAAAUCUGAUUCAGAUGGACAAUCGCCGCCGUUGACAGGUUCGAAACGAGGCGGGGAAUCUCCGCCGCCGAGGAAGGUCUUGUACCGUGAAGCUGAUGACGUGCUCCGACAUUGGUGGGAGCUUCUUCUUGUACGAGCGUACUCCAAGUUAAAGAAUGUGUUGGCAUGGUUCUCAACGACUCUCCGACCGUUUUAUCCCGUCCUCGCCGUUGCUAUCUGGUGGUGGAUGCGUGUACGAGUUCGUCGGAGACGUGUCAAUGGAGAAACCACGGGUCAACUUCGAGAUGUGAUCAAAGAGAGAGACGAGAGGAUAGUUCAGCUUUUGCAGCAGAUUGCUCAAAUGAAUGAGUUACUCAUAAAACACCACACGGAGAUGGUGUCAAGAAGAUAAUGAUUCUAAACUCUUUUAGCUUUACUUAAUUAUUCUUUUGUUUCUUGUUUAUAUUCUUUCGCAACUCACUCUGUUUCUGUCAAUUUCUUUACAUUUCAAUCUCUCUAAAUAAAAACAAGACAAAUGGAGAUGUUUUCUGUUUCCUUCUUGUCCUGAUUAGUUUGAAUUUGAAUGCACACUUGUAGAUUCUCGCAA
This is a messenger RNA of Brassica napus (rape), 1103 nucleotides long. RefSeq lists its product as uncharacterized. The coding region runs from base 171 to 908 and encodes 245 amino acids. The record is from RefSeq and is a predicted model, not a curated record. Lineage: Eukaryota; Viridiplantae; Streptophyta; Magnoliopsida; Brassicales; Brassicaceae. The transcript is spliced from 2 exons.